UUAAAAAUUUAUAUUCUUUCAUUAAAAAACAUUUAUUUCAGAGUAGCCCAAUUCAAUACAGGAAAAUGAAUUCGAAUUCAAACGUUUCGUUCGAAAUAAUGAAAGAACAAUUAUGUUUGAAUUGUUUAUUUCUUCCCUCAUUUUCUCUACUGAAAACCAUCGGUUUGGAUAUAUUAUCUUCGUGCAAAAGUAUACAAUGUGAUGUAAAAUCUCGACUAUUGAAAAUAUAUUUGGUAUUCGUGCAAUUAAUUUUCUUCAUUUCUGCUUCUUCCAAAGCAAUAGAAAUAUUUUAUAAAUUAAAAGGAUUUCAAACUGGAUGCCUAAAAGACCAUUCUUCUCAACAAGAUGUCGAAAAUACUAGAAGCUACCGAAAAUGCAAUAAAAGUGAUGGAUCAUCGAAAGAUUCAGCGAAACAUGAAGAAUCACGAAGCGGUAUAUCGAUUCUUAAACCACAUAAAUCAUACUUUUGAAAAUUGUAUAUUCAUCAGCUACUUCUCGAGUAUUUACUCAUUGUGUUUGUGCAUUUAUAAUGUAACAAUUGGAGGAUCAGAAAUUCUAAUUAUGAAAUAUUUUUUAAUUCCAAUCAUCAUAGGCGUAUCUCUUACUUUGAUAUAUCUUUCCUAUGGAAUUUCACGACUUUUUAUCUUGUUCUAUGGAUCAAAUCAAGAAGUAAGAAAAUUCUCAAUUUCUUAUUUGCCCAUUCAAACGAAAUUAAAGAUGUUGUGUUUCAUGAAGCUGUUUUAUAACAAAGAAAUUGGAUUUUCUUGUGGAGGAUUCUUUACUCUUUCGAGAGCAUUUCCCUUACGAGUUAUUAAAUCUCUCUUCAGUGCAUUUUCUCUCUUGUUGGAACUAAGAAGUUUAAUGGAAGAAAAAGUAUCUUGUAGAAAUUUUUACUUGGCUCGAAAUAUCAGUACUGCAUUCAAUGCAUUUCAACACAAUUCUAUUAUAAAUUUAUAA
Molecule: messenger RNA, 957 nt
Organism: Centruroides sculpturatus (bark scorpion)
Lineage: Eukaryota; Metazoa; Arthropoda; Arachnida; Scorpiones; Buthidae
Exons: 5
Coding region: 346-957 (203 amino acids)
Biological process (GO): sensory perception of smell
Cellular component (GO): membrane
Molecular function (GO): odorant binding; olfactory receptor activity
Source: RefSeq, a predicted model, not a curated record